Molecule: messenger RNA, 1347 nt
Organism: Arvicola amphibius (Eurasian water vole)
Lineage: Eukaryota; Metazoa; Chordata; Mammalia; Rodentia; Cricetidae
Exons: 3
Coding region: 1-948 (315 amino acids)
Source: RefSeq, a predicted model, not a curated record
AUGAGCACAUGCACUCACAUCCUGCCAGUUCUGAUUCAACCUGUCACCUUUGGCAGCUCUGUUACCAUAUGGCACCAGUUGGAGCAGUGUGUGAGAAAGUGUGCCAUCCAGACAGAGCUUGGUAAAGAAAAGGGAAGGGAGAAAGAGGCAGAGAGCUCUCUCUUCAAAAGAAAGGCAGGGAAAAAUGAAAAAGAGGGCAGAAGACUAAAGAGAAACGGACUGAAGGUAUAUGGAAAGUUGCAGAAAGGAGACCAAGUGCCUGGAACACAAAACAGCCGCAUCCGCUUCUGGGAGCCCGUCAAGGCCAAGUACAAACCUAUCAAUUACAGAGCUGCCGGUUCCCAGCCUGCGGCACAGUCUUUGCCGUCUCCGAGAAACUCAAGAUCCACAGGUGUGCUCCUGCAUGGGAAAAGCCUUUCUAAAGUGAAUCUGAUGGCGGUGACCAGAACUUUGCCAGUAACAGUGACUGAAAGAAGCACUACCAUUUCCAUAGCAGAGCAAACAGGACAUACUCGUGAUCCAGCACUGAAAAGGCAACAACAGAAAAAUCCCCAGGGCUUGAUGGCAGCCACUAGAGUCAAAGGAAAGAGCAGGAGUGGCGUGGAAUGUGGACUUCCAGGCAUGUUCAUAUGUCAGCAUCCUGUCAUGGAAGGAGAAGGGGCCUACAGGGAGGGCCUGUUCAUCCCUGCGGAUGGAUAUGCUGUUAAUCAUUGCUGGGGGGAGAGAGAGGGAGGUGUUCCUCAAUGGUGUACCCACUGGGAAGGUGGCCAUGCUCCUGUAAGUCAACCCCUCCAUGCUCCUGUAAGCAGCCCUAAUGAACCCAUUGGGCCACCAAACAUAAUAAUAAAUUUUUUAAAACAUGAAAGUAGAAGUGGAAGAAUUCAGAAAGAUGAAGAUUGUGGGGAGUGGGACAGGGACAAGGCAGUAACAACCUGUAAACAGGAUUAAAAUGCAUUAUAUAUGUGUGUGAAAAUGUCAUAAUAAAACCCAUUAUUAUGUAUCAACAAAGAAUGAAUGUUAUGGGUUGGCCAGAUGGCUUGGUAGGUAAAGGUGCUUGUUGCCAAACCUGAUGACCUGAGUUUGACCCACAGAAUCCAUGUGGUGGUAGGCAACAGCUAAUUCCCACAAACUAUCCUCUGAUCUCCACGUAUGUGCCAAGACACAUGAACACACCCUAAAUGAAUAAAUGAUGAAAUAAGUGUAAUAAAAAUAAAUUUAGAAAAAGAAAAAGAAAAACCAGGACUGGGAACAUAGAUCAAUGGUAGAGUGCUUACCUAGAAUGAAUGAGUUCCAUUUUCAGCACUGAAAAAAAAAGUAAUAACAAAUAAAGAGAGCAAUGAAGCUGAA